CCCUUCUAACAAAGUUACUCUCGUUUUACUCGAUUCUUCGUUCGAAAUCCCUUCUGAGAGAAAUCAAGAAUCGACGCGCAAGCGCAACAAUGUUUACCUGCGUAUCGCGGGUCGGUGGAGCUUUCAGUAUCCAUGUAGCUUUCGAACCUGAACGAUGCAGAACUCCAAAAGAGCCAGUACUAAGUGUCUAUCGAUGGUCCACGAGUACGAGAAAUAUGUAAAUCUCAGCACUCAGUGGAAUCGGUGGCUCUUGAAACCAAUGGGUGCCUGGCCACUGUCGUCUAAUAUCUCGCGAGCAGAGAAAUGCUUUAAUCGGCAAAUAAAUGCCGUUUGUUACGGUUUGAUAAGUUUCCUUUUCAUACCAUGCGGUCUCUACGUGAUGCUGGAAGUGGAGGAUCUCUACAGUAAAAUUAAACUCUUCGGCCCGUUGAUUUUUUGCAUUAUGGCAUAUUUGAAGUACUAUUCGUUAAUCUUCCAUGGGAACGAUAUUCGCGAGUGUCUCGAUCGAAUCGAAUGGGACUGGAAAAACGUUAAGCACUUGGAAGACCGCGACAUCAUGGUAGCAACUGCAAAUUUCGGAAGACGAUUAGUGAAAGUUUCCACCUUUUUCAUGUACAGCGGUUUCAUUUUCUACUAUAUCGCUGUACCUAUAAGCGUUGGGACGAUCGCGGUGGUGGACGAAAAUCUGACGUUCAUUCCGAUGGUGUUUCCGUUCUCGAGACUCCUAGUCGACACUCGGCAGAGUCCAGCCAACGAGAUCCUUUUCACGAUACAAAUGUUAGGAGGUGUCCUGAUUCAUGGAAUCGCGGCUGCUGGCUGCAGUUUAGCCGCAGUUUUUGCAAUGCACGCUUGCGGACAAAUGAAAGUUUUGGUGUGUUUGCUGGACAAUUUAAUAACGGGCCGUUCAGAUAUCCCUAAGUCCGUGGAUGGAAGGAUCGCGAACAUCGUGAGUCAACACGUUCGAAUACUGAAAUUCUUGGCGCUCAUAGAGAAAGCAAUGUCUGAAAUAUCCCUAAUUGAGGUCUCGGGAUGUACGUUGGAUAUGUGUCUUGUUGGAUAUUACAUUAUUGUGGAAUGGAAUUCAAAGGACAUGACUGCUACUGUAACGUAUACCAUAAUACUUGCAUCUCUUACUUUCAAUAUCUUCAUAUUUUGUUAUAUAGGCGAGCUCGUCGCCGAACAGUGUAAAAUGGUUGGCGAACGGUCCUAUAUGAUCGAGUGGCAUCGGUUACCAGGAAAGAAAAGACUCAGCUUAGUAUUGAUAAUUGCGAUGUCCAAUGCAACGAUAAAGCUUACAGCCGGAAAUCUCAUUAAAUUGUCUCUCGACAGUUUCAGUUCCGUUAUCAAAACAUCGGUAGCUUUUCUAAACAUGUUACGAACCUUAACUUAAAGUGCACAAACAGGAACAAUUGUUCACAUCAUCGAAUAGAUUUACGUGUAUUAUUCAAAUGUUUGAUAUAAUAUAAUUUAAUAAAAUUAUUUGAAUAGACAAGCCUACCAUUGUGUCGAGCAUCAUUUUAGUCACACAUGAAAGAAUUCAUUUUUCACUUAAAAUAGGUGUAGGGAAUAUCGUCACUCACUUUCGAAUAUCAAAUAC
This is a messenger RNA of Hylaeus anthracinus, 1597 nucleotides long. RefSeq names its product odorant receptor 83a-like. Gene Ontology annotation, biological process: detection of chemical stimulus involved in sensory perception of smell; sensory perception of smell. Gene Ontology annotation, cellular component: plasma membrane. The transcript is spliced from 5 exons. Gene Ontology annotation, molecular function: odorant binding; olfactory receptor activity. The coding region runs from base 155 to 1390 and encodes 411 amino acids. NCBI's taxonomy places the organism in Eukaryota, Metazoa, Arthropoda, Insecta, Hymenoptera, Colletidae. The record is from RefSeq and is a predicted model, not a curated record.